AUGAUAAGAACUUGGUUUUUCGUCAAACCAAACGCCUGCUCAAGAUUCAGAUCACCAGUCUCACAUUUUGACAUUCUACGGCACAUGUCAACAGCCAUGUCUGCAAAUGAGCAUCAUGCUGAAUCGGCCUCUGGCGUCGAAGCUGCCUCCAAGUCAAGGCCACAAACAGCCAAGAAACCGGCAAAAAAGGAGAUCAAGAUCCUAAUGCUACAUGGCUACACGCAGUCGGGCCCGCUCUUCCACGCCAAGACGCGCGCCAUGGAGAAGCUCAUGGUCAAGUCUCUAGCCCCCUUCAACGUGCAGCCGACGCUCGUCUACCCGACGGCGCCCAACCAGCUCCGGUCGGCCGACAUACCGGGCUGCGAGGAGGAAGCGUCGGAAGACGACCCCCGCGCGGCCGACUCGUGGGCGUGGUUCCGCACGGACGACGCCACGGGCGCCUACCGGCUGCUGCGCGAGGGCAUGAGCCGGCUGACCGAGGCGGUGCGGGACGCGGGCGGCGUCGACGGCGUCAUCGGCUUCAGCCAGGGCGCGGCCAUGGCCGGCAUGAUGGCGGCGGUGCUGGACGAGCCGAGGCGCGACGUCCCCGGCAGCGACUCGGCGAGGCAGUGGGUCCAGGAGAUGCGCGACGCCAACGCCGGCCGCCCGCUCAAGUUCGCAGUCAUCUACAGCGGCUUCCAGGCCAGGCCGCCCGGCCUGGGCUGGAUGUACGAGCCGCCCAUCCGCACCCCGACCAUGCACUUCAUCGGCAGCCUGGACACCGUCGUCGACGAGAAGAGGUCUAGGGGCCUGGUGGACAGGUGCGAGAACCCGGUCGUCAUUGAACAUCCGGGCGGUCAUCACGUUCCCACGAGCAAGGAAUUCGCGAUGCCAUUGAUUGGGUUCAUCAAGCAAAAGUGCGUGGAUGAUGUUGAUGCUGCUGCUGCUGCUGCUGCUGCGUAA
Molecule: messenger RNA, 942 nt
Organism: Pyricularia pennisetigena
Lineage: Eukaryota; Fungi; Ascomycota; Sordariomycetes; Magnaporthales; Pyriculariaceae
Exons: 2
Coding region: 1-942 (313 amino acids)
Cellular component (GO): nucleus; cytoplasm
Source: RefSeq, a predicted model, not a curated record